UAUGAUAGAUAUAGCCAAUAAACUAAACUGGCCACACUGUUGCGAAACAUCACAAAACGAAAAUAAUGUCGAACAAAAUCCCAAUAAACCUUCCCGAGGAGGAGCUGGAUUGGAUCCAGUUGCGCCAGGACCUGGGACCCGUUGUGGAGGUGGAAACCACCAAGGAGAAGCUGCAGCGCAAGAUUAAGGAGAACCCUCUCGUUCCGUUGGGAUGCUUGGCCACCACCGCCGCCCUGUCCAUGGGUCUGUAUAACUUCCGGACCGGGAAUCGCAAGAUGUCACAGCUGAUGAUGCGCACCAGGAUCGCGGCCCAGGGCUUCACCGUCAUGGCACUGAUAGUCGGCGUCGUGAUGACCUACACCGACAAGAAGUAACUCCUAACUAACUUGUUGUCGCCAGUCGCCCGGCACUUGAAAUUGACCCGAAAUGUGAUAUUGCUUGGGGUUAACUUUAAAUUAUUUACCCAAGAACGGUAGUGUACAAAAAUAAACUAAUAUUAAUAUGGAUGUCUCAAAGCUAA
Drosophila serrata is the source of this 520-nucleotide messenger RNA. Its product is annotated as HIG1 domain family member 2A, mitochondrial. The record is from RefSeq and is a predicted model, not a curated record. Lineage: Eukaryota; Metazoa; Arthropoda; Insecta; Diptera; Drosophilidae. Gene Ontology annotation, cellular component: mitochondrion. Gene Ontology annotation, biological process: mitochondrial respirasome assembly.